AUGUCUAGCGAUAACCAAAAUGCUGAUUUAAAUUCAGAUGGUAAACCAUAUCACACGCAUGGAGAUCAUAAAGAGAAAGAUGAUAAAUGUUCAACUGGUAAAUGUGAGCAUAGUCACGACGAAAAAGAUCACGUUCCUCAUCAUGGUCAUGAUAAUCAGUACCAUAAAGAUUUAAAAGGCUCGAUUGGUAGUGGUUCGGCAACACAUAGUGGCGAUCAUAAAAAGGAAUCUUGUCAAGAUAGUAAAUGUGACAAGCAUUAG
Messenger RNA from Didymodactylos carnosus, 261 nucleotides. The record is from the annotation of a GenBank genome assembly. Lineage: Eukaryota; Metazoa; Rotifera; Eurotatoria; Philodinida; Philodinidae.